This is a messenger RNA of Dalotia coriaria, 1649 nucleotides long. RefSeq names its product pickpocket protein 28-like. Lineage: Eukaryota; Metazoa; Arthropoda; Insecta; Coleoptera; Staphylinidae. The transcript is spliced from 7 exons. Gene Ontology annotation, biological process: sodium ion transmembrane transport. The coding region runs from base 3 to 1076 and encodes 357 amino acids. Gene Ontology annotation, cellular component: plasma membrane. Gene Ontology annotation, molecular function: ligand-gated sodium channel activity. The record is from RefSeq and is a predicted model, not a curated record.
AAAUGUUCAAAGUCUGUCGCUGGGAUGGCGAAUACCGGAAGUGUUCGGAUAUCAUCAACACAAUUUUGACAGAUGAAGGAUACUGCUGUGCGUUUAACAAACUCCCUGUCAACUACUCCCUAAGGAACUAUGAGGAGUUUGCCAAUGUCUACCCGACAAGAAUCAUCGAUUGGAAUCCGGAAGAUGGUUAUCCAAAAAGGACUCCACGAGAUGUUUAUCCUUUUCGUAGUUUUGCGCCAGGACAAAAUUUAGGAUUGUCUGUUGUGUUGGAUGCUAAUUUGAAUGAAUAUUACUGUACUACUACAAGUAGUAUAGGGUUUAAAGCGUUGUUGUCUACUCCGAUUGAGUCUCCCAAGAUGGCGGAUAUUGGUAUGCUUAUUUCGCCUGGAGAGGAAAUACGUGUUGCCAUUGAUGUGGAUAUUGAAGAUGCUACGACUGGUGUGGCUGGGAUACACUAUAGUAAAAGGCAGUGUUUUUUUGCUAGGGAGAGAAAGUUGAGGUUUUAUAGGAUUUAUACGGAGAGGAAUUGUCGGUUGGAGUGUGAAGCGAAUUUUACGUUGAUGCGAUGUGGGUGCGCGCCGUAUUUUUUACCUAGAGAUCAAUCUACGAAGGUUUGUGGUCAAAAAACUGAAUCUUGUGCGGAGGAAUCAAAAUAUAUAAUUGAACGGUACUCGAUUGAAAGAUUAAAGUGCAAUUGCCUGCCGGCAUGUUACGAAAUAAAUUACAUGGCGGUUUUGACAACUGUGGGAAAAAUAAAGAAAAAAUAUGACACUGUCGAAGAAAAAUUCAAAGGGAAUGUAACUGCUGAAUAUUUCGCAGAAAACAUGGCGGUUGUGCAUUUCUACUUCUCUAUUGAUAAAUUUCAAAAAAAGACAAAGAGUGAAAUGUAUGGAUUCCCUGAAUUUUUAUCAAAUACCGGAGGACUUUUAGGGUUAUUCCUAGGCUUCAGUUUUUUGAGUGCAGUAGAAGUGAUCUACUUUCUAUGCUUAUCUAAUGUGUGUAGAUAUGUUACAAGGAGAUAUUCUGAUAAGCACAAACCAAGAAGUGAAGUGGUAGUAUAUCCUUAUGUCAACUAACUACAAAUUGAUUAAUUAUCAGUAAAAUUUCAAUCGUUUUCAAUCGUUCAAUAGAACUAAUAAGUACUAGGUAGGCAACACACAAUACUUUUUUUAGUUACCAUAGCUCUACAUAUACAAUAUCUAGUCCAUAGAAAAAUCUACAGGAUGUCUAAACUAACCCAAAACCCUUAAAUAAUUACUUCAUGCACUCUGCAAUUCACUGAUAAGUAGAAAUGUCCAUUAUCCACUCCUGUUUCGUCACGUAGACAUUUACAUACACAGAUGCAAGCCAUUUCCAUUGAGUUAAUUACAACUGGUAGUGCUAUUGCUACUGCUGCCUGCUAGCGGCAUGUUUGAGCAUAACCCUGCCGGCGAGAACCGGCUCGCUGCGCACGUAGUGGCCUCCUGCUACUGCUGCUCCUGCGAUCAUACGAUGAGACGAGUCAUACGAGUCUAGCCUAAACCCGCCUAACCCACCAAUCCACAUCGACCGAGUACACAGAUAUUAGAAGAAGCGGAACAACCUGCAGGCGCGCAGUGUAUCCGUACCAACCGUAGACAUCACAGCGACGUGACUUCGUACUUUUUUUG